This is a messenger RNA of Dentiscutata erythropus, 967 nucleotides long. The record is from the annotation of a GenBank genome assembly. NCBI's taxonomy places the organism in Eukaryota, Fungi, Glomeromycota, Glomeromycetes, Diversisporales, Gigasporaceae.
AUGCCGCCUCCAAGAAGAAAAUAUCUCGGUGUUGCCCAAACUUCAACUUUUGAUAGCCAUAAAAAAGUUGUUGAUCACGUAAAAGAGAUACACAAAACAACAUUAUUGGGAUUAAUAUAUCGACAAGAUUCCAGAAGAGCAGAAGACUUGUUGUUUAAAAGAGAUUCUUAUAAAGUAAAGCCGUACAGAAAACUUGAUAGACUUAUUAAUGAGUUAACGCAUGCCGAAGAAAAAUAUCUGCCCUUAACUGAACAUGAAUAUUCUGUUAAACAAGUAUUUGCUCAAAGUCGUCAGAGUAUUUUGCAAUUGCAGGAAAAUUUUAAGAUGUUUACCCAACACCAACUUAGUUUAAACCAAACUAUUAUGAAUAAAAAAGUCUUAGCAGAAAAAGAAAAAGUAGCAACUACAAUUGAGAAUUUAUGCAAAGAGGUUGCAAAUCUUAAAAGCGAGCUUAUUAAAAAUAAUAAACAAAUUGAAUCAUUAAAUGAAAGGCAUAAAAAAUUACUCAAUUCAUAUGGAAGUUUACUGAAUAAUCAUACUGUUCUUAAAGAAGAUUACGUAGCGUUGUCAGAAAAUAAUAGUGAUUAUUAUGCAGAACGUUGUUAUCUAUUAGUGCAAGAAAAUAGUGAAUUGGUUAAACGGAAUUUAGAAUUAUUUGAAGAAAUCGAAUGGUUACACAAAGAAAUCAGAACAUUAUAUGAUGAAAUCGAAAAAUUAAAGAAAAGAAAUGAAUCGCUUUCUUGUUUGCUUAUACCAAUGUGGAUUAUCGGAUACGAUUCUCAAAUCUAUGUUUUACAUCCCUUAUUAGAAUUGAAUAUUAGAACUUUGAGGGAAGAAUUGGGACGAGCUUUUCAGAGUAGUUACAGUGAAGAAAGCACAUUUUUGCUUUUCGGAGUUAUUGCAGUGAAGAAAGGCUCCAUCGCGAUUUUAUGUGAAAUAGAAGUUUAUACGGGUUCUCCUGAGUUAA